GCCUGAUUUUUUAUUUUUUUUUCGGGACAGGCGUCGCUUCGGACCUGCACGUGGACCCAGAAACGGUGCGAGGUGCAGGCCUCGUUCCGGGCAAGGCCUUUUUCUCCCGUUUCGGGCCUCGCCCUUUUUCCCUUUGCCACCUGCUUUUCCCACAUUUGGUAUCGGGCUGCAGUUUCAGUCGGCGUUGUGAGGCCGACGCAGAUUGAUGCCGAUGGCAACGAAGCUGGGAAUGGGAAUCCUUGUGGCCACUGCUCACGUGCACAUCACAGUUCAGCCAUUCUAUGCCAUUUCGCCUCAGUUGCCUCCAUCGCCGUUGACCGUUCCAUUGAAACCUGAAACGCCGGGAAGAGGAAGAGGAGGAGGAGGAGAAGGAGGAGGAGGAAGAGGAGGAGGAGGACGAGGAGGAAAAGGGCGAGGCCGCCGAGGAAGAGGAGGAGAAGGAGUGCGAAGAUUGCUGCCGAUUGAAACCGGAAACGCCGGAAAGAUUGGUCGGGAAGAGGAGGAGGAGGAGGAGGAGGAGGAAAAGGAGGAGGAAGACCAGGAGGAAAAGGCCGAAGUCGGCGAGGAAGAGGAGGACAAGGAGUGUGAAGAGGAGAGGGAGGAGGAAAAGGAGGAGGAAGACCAGGAGGAAAAGGCCGAAGCCGGCGAGGAAGAGGAGGACGAGGAGUGCGAAGAGGAGAGGGAGGAGGAGGGAGGAGGAGGGAUGAGGUGGCGGCAAAAAGGCGAGGAGGAGGAGGAGGAGGAGGAGGAGGAGGAGGAGGAGGAAGACGAGGAGGAGGAGGAGGAGGAAGACGAGGAGGAGGAGGAGGACGAGGACUGGGAGGAAAAGGCCGAAGCCGGCGAGGAAGAGGAGGAGGAGGGCGAAGAAGCGGUGGAGGACUGUGUUUGCAACUGCAGCUGUUGCAGCGAUGCUGCUGGUUCCUCCGAUGGUCCGGUUUCGCGGAGGGUCUGGCGCCUCGACGACCCUGGAUCCUCCGGUGGCCCGGCGCCUCGACAACCUCGGACCGUCCGAUGGUCUAGUGUCGUCGAGGCGCCGGACCCUUCGACGCUCUGGCGCCUCGACGACGCCGGACCACAGUGGGUGCAGCUGUUGCUGAUGUUGUUGCUGGUGCAACUGCUGCAGGUGCUGUUCAAAACCGCUGGUGCAACUGCUGUUGUACGAUACCGCUAUGGGGUUGCUGCUAUUCGAAACCGUGCCAGGCCAUCCGAUGGUCUGGCGCCGUCAAGGCGCAAGACCCUCCGAUGGUCUGGCGUCGUCGAGACGCCGGACCCUCCAAUGGUCUGGCGUCGUCGAGACGCCGGACCCUCCAAUGGUCUGGCGUCGUCAAGGCGCCGAACCCUCCAACGCGCCAGACCCUCCAAUGGUCUGGUGCAGCUGCUGCUGCUGCUGUUCGAUACCGCUAUGUUGCUCAUGGUGCAGUUGCUGCUGCUGCUGCUGCUGUUCGAUACCGCUAUGGGGUUGCUGCUGUUCCAAACCGCGUCGGACCCUCCGAUGCUGCUGCUGCUGCUGUUUGAUACCGCUAUGGGGUUGCUGGUGCAGCAGCUGCUGCUGAUGCUGUUCGAUACGGCUAUGGGGUUGCUGCUGUUCCAAACCGCACUGGACCCUCCGAUGGUCUGGCGUCGUCGAGGCGCCGGACCCUCCAAUGGUCUGGCGCCUCGACGACGCCGAACCAUAGUGGGCGCAGCUGCUGCUGCUGUUCGAUACCGCUAUGCUGUCGCUGGUGCAGCUGCUGCUGCUUCUGUUCGAUACCCCCAUGUUGCCGAUGGUGCAGCUGCUGCUGCUGCUGUUCGAUACCGCUAUGGGGUUGCUGCUGUUCCAAACCCCUCCAGACCCUCCAAUGGUCUGGCGUCGUCGCGGCGCCGGACCCUCCAAUGGUUUGGCGCCUCCACGACGCCGGACCAUACUGCUGCUGCUGUUCGAUACCGCUAUGUUGUCACUGGUGCAGCUGCUGCUCCUGCUGUUCAAUACCGCUAUGUUGCUGAUGGUGCAGUUGCUGCUGCUGCUGCUGCUGCUGCUGUUCGAUACCGCUAUGGGCUGCUGCUGCUGCUGCUCGAUACCGCUGUGUUGUCGCUGGUGCAGCAGCUGCUGCUGCUGUUUGAUACUGCUAUGGGGUUGCUGGUGCAGCAACGGCUGCUCCUGCUGCUCGAUACCGCUACAGGGUUGCUGCUGUUCCAAACCGCGCCGGACCCUCCGAUGGUCUGGCGUCGUCGAGGCGCCGGAUCCUCCAAUGGUCUAGCGCCUCGACGACGCCGGACCAUAGUGGGUGCAGCUGCUGCUGAUGUUGUUGCUUGUCCAACUGCUGCUGAUGCUGCUGCUGUUCCGGGGUUGCUGGUGCAGCUGCUGCUGCUGCUACUGUUUGAUACCGCUAUGGGGUUGCUGCUGUUCCAAACCAUGCCGAACCCUCUGAUGGUCUGGCGUUGUCGAGGCGCCAGACCCUCCAAUGGUCUGGCGCCUCGACGACGCCGGACCAUAAUGGGUGCAGCUGCUGCUGAUGUUGUUGCUUGUCGAACUGCUGUAGCUGCUGCUGCUUCUCGAUACCGCUAUCUGCUGCUGCUGCUGCUGUUCGGUACCACUAUGGGGUUGCUGUUGUUCCAAACCACGCUGGACCCUCCGAUGGUCUGGCAUCAUCGAGGCGCCGGACCCUCCAAUGGUCUGGCGCCUCGACGACGCCGGACCAUAGUGGUUGCAGCUGCUGCUGAUGUUGUUGCUGGUCCAACUGGUGCUGCUGCUGUUCGAUACUGCUAUGUUGUCGUUGGUGCAGCUGCUGCUGCUGCUGUUCGAUACCGCUGUGUUGUCCCUGGUGCAGCAGUUGCUGCUGUUGUUCGAUACCGCUAUGGGGUUGCUGGUAUAGCAGCUGCUGCUGCUGUUCGAUACCACUAUGGGGUUGCUGGUGCAGUUGCUGCUGCUGCUGCUGUGCGAUACCGCUAUGGGGUUGCCGCUCUGCUGUUGUUGCUGUUCGAUACCGCUAUGGGUUUGUUGGUGCAGCAGCUGUUGUUGCUGCUGUUUGAUACCGCUAUGGGGUUGUUGCUGUUCCAAGCCGCGCCGGACCCUCCAAUGGUCUGGCGUUGUCGAGGCGCCGGACCUUCCAAUGGUCUGGCGCCUCAUCGACGCCGGACCAUAGUGGGUUCAGCUACUGCUGAUGUUGUUGCUGGUCCAACUGCUACUGAUGCUGCUGUUGUUCCAUACCACUAUGUUGUCGCUGGUACAGCUGCUGCUGCUGCUUCUGUUCGAUACCGCUAUGUUGUCGCUUGUGCAGCUGCUGCUGCUGCUGUUCGAUACCGGUAUGGGGUUGCUGCUAUUCCAAACCCCGCCGGACCCUCCGAUGGUCUGGCGUCGUCGAGGCGUCGAACCCUCCAAUGGUCUGGCGCCUCGACGACGCCAGACCAUCCGGGUGUUGUUGCUGCUGAUGUUGAUGUUGGUGCAACUUCUGCUGAUGCUGCAGGGAAUCAUUGUCGACACCGUGCUGUUCGAAACCGCUGUCGGGUUGCUGAUGAUGAUCUUGCAGGUGCGGCUGCUGCUGCCGCUACUGCUGCGGAUGUUGUUCCUAGCGCAGCUGCUGCUAAUGCUUGGUGGUUACUACCCGUGCGGGGGUAUCAAGACUUACUCGUUGAUAAGAACAUGCCUGACGAGGAGUACAUGAGAUUCUAUUUGACGACGUGUUUCGACAGCGACGGUCACCAGGUGACUGACAACUACAAGCUCGUGUCUCUCAAAGUCGACAAGUUCCAAGGUUAUGGCAUCCGCUUUGCAUCAAUGCCGCCGUUCGACAAGUCGAAGAAGAAGGAUGCGUCGCAGAUGGUGAUGCUUACGCCGUUCGAGUUCCUCAAACGCAUUAAUUGCUAUAAGGUGUCGAACCACAUCGUGGCGAUUGACAACAACCUGCAGUUGUCAACUCCCUUCGUGCCCUUCGACUGUGAUCUUGGAGACUUCGCAGACAUCGUGCGACGUCACAAGCUGCAGGCGAUGGGCGAAGCCGUUUUGCGAACUACCGUAUCUGUGAGCUCGCCGCAGGCGAUAGGCAAGAGUUGUGGGGAGUCGAAAACAUCCGCCCGUAUAAGCAAAAGUGGGGCCGCAUCGACACAGGCAAAGAGCGUGAGCAAAUCAGCAUCUCUGCUCCAGCCAAAGGGUGUGUCUGCGACGCGGGCACCAUCACAUGCAGAAUAUGUGGCACACGUUUCUUUGACUCUGGCUGGUGGGGCCACUGACCAUGAGGAUGACGACGAAAACACAGAGGAGGACUCACGCUUCAAAGAGUGGGAAGGUGGGCGGUGGCCCGAUGGCAACAACGCGAAAGACACGGAAGGGAACAACGAUGAACAACGGUCCCGCGACGGCACACACGAUGAAGAGGGAAGCUUGGAGGAUGACUUGGCCGAAGGCGAUGGUAGUGAAGGCCAAGAGGAUGGUGAAAAGGCGGGAACAGUCUUUUAUGCCACAAGUCAUGAUGGUCCGGCAGAAGAUGACGAUGUGUUGCAUGGCACACAUAGGUCUGUGUGCAUGCGCAAGAGGAAAAUGAGAUGUGAGAAACCAGAGGAAGAGAAGCGGAGACAAGCUAAGCUCAUCAGCCUACACGCCUCAAAGAAGGCUUACAAGAGAUCCUUGGAGGCCCAAUCCGCUGAACCAGCAAAGGAAAAGUGUGAACGAACUCGAUCUUCCCAGAGACUGAAGAAGAAAGCAAAGGCCGAGGAGACAAAGGAAGUGGCAGACUCUGGGGACGAAGCAGCGGGGGUCGACCCGAGAGAUACAGCGUCGAAGCCUGGAGAGUUGACCAACGACACUAUCGACACCACGAGAUGUUUUUUCCUGGAAUACGACGGGGAAGACAAUGCGAUAGAUCGUCCUACCCAAGUGUUCGUUGACGUGGUCAAAAUACUGCCCAACCCUUCGGAAGGCGUGCAAUACAACCACAGGCCGUUGAACGAGAUGUUAAUCACCUCCAUCAGGGACGCAAUGGAACACCCGGAAAAGCAGAAGGAGUGGGACAGAAACACGUGGAUUCUUGCUCCUGUCGUUGAAGUGCAGAAGGAUGGCCGGAAGCAGUGGGAACAUGUGAAGCCGGAGGAGUGGGAUGAUGACAAGGCUGCCUCCUACCAUUGGUACACCGUGGGCGGACAACAUGCAACGGAGGCAGCAAAGAGGCUGGUCGCUGCAAAAUCGUCUGCUGCCCACAAGUGGGGCGUGCAUUCUUGGAAGGCGCGGGUUGUGUAUUUUGACGACGACCAUUUGGAGGGGUAUGCGUACAUCCCCACGUUUGACAACACCAGGGAGACAUGUGCUAUCCCGUCGUCGUUUCGAAUGGUUGUGACUGCUAUAAGAGGAAUGUGGCAGAGUAUAAAAGAGUCAAAAGGAGGGCAUGUGAAAAAACUGAUGAACAUGCAAGACCUGUACGUGGAGGUGAGAAGGGGGAGAUAUAUGGUUCGCAUGUUUAACUAUGUCCUCUUCAAGAUAGAGCAGAGGUCGGAGGAGGAGUGGAAUGACAAGUUCUUCAUUGGCUACGAUACCAUAAUGAGGCGGUUUGCACCACGAGGGUUGACGACAGAGAAAUGGGAAGAAACCAAGUCCAAGAUCGUAGCAGAUAAUACUAUCAAUGUCCCGAAACGAUUGGGCGGCGUGGAUGAGGCGAAACUAGGGAAAAGGAAUGUCGGGGGCCACAAGGUGACGACUGCAAUGUAUAUGGAGUGUCCGUACUUCCUCAAGUUUUUCGUGCAUGAGAUUCUUGGUGCAGUUGACCAAUUGAGGGACGAGCUGAGACGGAUCAACUCAAAUGCUCAGCAGAUAAUACCUCAACAUCGUGCAGACCGAGACAUGUUUAUGAAGCUCGGCAAGAAGAGAGACGUUUUGUGGAGCUAUCUGUUCUGCAAUGCACCCGCAACACCAACAGAUGCAGAUUAUCUGCACCGUAAGGUGAUAGCGAUCCAACAUCUGCAAGGAUAUCACAACGCCAAACGAGGUGCAAUUGAGAUAUUUUUGGUGCGAUGUGAGCACCUAUGGUUUGAAAGGAAGCGAGACAAACUUGAUGUCAAGGUUUACUGCGAGGAAAUGGAUGUUGGGGAGCAGUUUGACAUUAUGGACAGUGAGGAGGAAACGGAGGAUGAGGAGAUUGACCUGCCAUUGUCGGGUGCGCAUCACAAUGCAGUGAGAGAGGAAACACCUUCGUUGUCCGCUUUGGGUGGUCAACAAGCGAUGGAGGAAGAUGUUGGCGGCAAUAUCGCGAGUACCAGGACCGAAAAUGUGAUGCGCGAAACAACGCCGAACACAGGUGGUGCAAUGGAAGGCAGCACAUCCAAGUGCGGCAUGAAGGAAGCAACCACAGGAUUCGUUUCGCUGGUGAGGAUAGUUCGCAAUGACAUAGAAGGAGCAACGGACGACGAGACUCAAAAUGUUUCGCAUGCAGACAAGGAAUCAGAGGACGGCCCAGAUGGGAUAGACAUAGAGGAUGAUCACCUCUUUCACAUCCCGAACGACGCCCCCAAACAACUUGCACUGGGUGAUAGCAUAUCAUAUGACAUGAAGGAGAUGAAAGGAGGACCUCACUUUCUAGACAUGAAGGAAAGAGUCAUCAGGAGCAGGUUUUAUGAAAUAGCGAAGGACAACUUGUCUACCUGCGUGAAGCAGGCGAACAAAGAUGCGCCAGACCACAAAAUAUCAGACAAAGUGAACUCGUUGUUCGAAUUCCUGCGUGAAAAUCACCUUCUCGAGUAUUGCGCUGCGUUCUACGACAAGAAAUCGAGUCCGUCUUAUGGAGUUGCCAUCUGGUCUGUGGACUACCGUGCAACGGACUGUAUGUUCGACAGCGACAUACUUCUGGGAUGCAGUCAAGGCCUUGAGGGACACACGGGUGCAAGGAAGAAGAUCGAUUCAACAGCAGCAGCAGGUGGUGGCGAGAGUGUGGCAGACAAGGAAGGGCAUAUCAGGAUGCAAAACACAAAUGGAGAUGAGUUCGCAGAGCAGCCAUCAAGCACACCGCAACCAACACUUGGACCGUCAGAAGGCAUCAGUGCAGUAGGAGUCAGAAGUGAGACAACACCAACAGCAGGCGGGGAAGUUGCACACGUGCAUGGCGACGACGGGAAGGACGAAAAGAUUGAAGAGGACCAGGGACAAAAAGCAUCAGACGAAGAAGGGUCAAAAUUUCAGGCACAUGAGGGAGUGGAGGCGGUGGCAAGGAAUGUCGAUUCGCAUUCCAAGCAGUCGCAUACGACUGUCAUCACUUCACAUGCGCAAGGCACCGACGAAGCUACCAGGGAGCAAAGUGCGCAUGAGAAAGAAGAGGGGAAAGGACCAGUGCAUAUGGAAUGCACUGGUCCAGGAACGUAAAUAGUUUCGGAGUCAACAAUCGCAGAAAUGAGAGAUGAUUUGGAGGGUGUCAGUGCGGCAGAGCAUGAAAAGGUUCCAAGCACGGCAAAC
Messenger RNA from Chara braunii, 7408 nucleotides. NCBI's taxonomy places the organism in Eukaryota, Viridiplantae, Streptophyta, Charophyceae, Charales, Characeae. The record is from the annotation of a GenBank genome assembly.